AUGCCUCCCACUAAGGGAAAGGGCCGUGGGAAGAGGACCCAGCCAGAGCCAGAAUCUGAUGUCGGAGAGAUUUUGGCUGACAUCCACCCAGUCCAGGCCAUGCAGGAUGACCUCGCCAGGGACACGCCAACCGAACAGGAUGUAUGUGACGACUCAGCAGAGGAUGAAAUGGUUGCCAAGAAGAACAAGAUGCCAGAGCUGGAGUCAGCAAAAACAGUAUCGGAUCAUCGGCGCAAGUGGGACAGAGAUGAAUAUGAAAAGAUUGCCAGAGAGAGGUUGGCUGCAGAAUCACUCUUUGACGAAGAUGAAAAGGAAAAACCUGUUAAACGUGAAUUACUUAAACCUAGGGAGUAUAAGGUCGAUCUCGAUUCUAAACUGGGAAAAUCUUCAGUAAUCACUAAAACAACACCAGCAUCUCAGCAAGGAGGUUAUUAUUGCAAUGUGUGUGACUGUGUUGUUAAAGAUUCUAUCAACUUUUUGGAUCACAUCAAUGGAAAAAAACAUCAAAGGAAUCUGGGUAUGUCCAUGAAAAUAGAGAGAUCAUCAUUAGACCAAGUUAGAGCAAGAUUUGAAAUGAAUAAGAAAAAGAGAGAGGAGAAGAAAAAGGAAUACGACUUUGAGGAAAGAAUGAAAGAACUAAAGGAAGAGGAAGAAAAACAGAAAGCUUACAGAAGAGAAAAAAGAAAGAGGAAAGCCAAUACUGAUACAGAUCAAGAUAUGGACUCUGAUAUGGCAGCAGUUAUGGGAUUCUCAGGAUUUGGGACAUCCAAAAAAUGAAUUUAAUUUUUUUUAACAAAAAAACAGACGAAAAAGAUAUUUUUGGUGACAUACUACAAGUGACUCCAUGUUUCCAUUACAGUUUAUCUCAUGAAUCAUAUCUCUAUGAUACAGAGGCCAUGUAAAAUAUUUCCCUUUGUAAGUCUCCAUAUGCGAUGUGAGUAAAAUGUGACAUGAGGGAAAAGUGUAAUCCAGGUGAUGAUGGUCUUCCGUGCAAGAUAUCAGUCAUUUCUAUGAAUGCUAAUAGAUUACACACCGACUGCUGCAAGGAAUUUUAUGUAUACAGAAGUCUCUUAUGACCAUCAUUUUGAUCCAGUUUUGCGUCUAAUGAUGUGGACUUCACCAUAAGCUAAUAACAUCAGUUUUGGUUUUUCUUAUGUCAACUACAUGGCGUAACAUGCAUUUCUUAGUAAAAAGUGAUAAGUCGUCACAUUUAGAAUAAUUUGUGACAACCCCAGUGACAGUGUCAGAAAGAUUAUUACAUUGUGCAAGGAUGUUGUGUAUAAUUUAUUGCGUGUAUUUUGUUGAGUUUGUGUGUAACAGUUUAAACUGACAAAAUUGAGUAUUGGUCAUAACUGACUGGUCAUAAAAACAGACUGAUUCUACAUUUUUAGUUUUUUGAGUCAUCAGCUGAACAUUACAGCUACAGAUGGUUUACAGAGACUGACAUUGGUAGGGAGAGAGCUGUGUAUGGCCUCAUAAAAGAGUUGUUUUUAGGUAGAAGUUUUUAAAAUGGAAAAGAAAGAAAUAUUUUUUAAAAUGACACUUCACCACAUUUUAAACUGGAUUUGAUGUCAAAAUGUUUUUCAUUUCAACACUUUGUCGAGAGACCGACUACAGCCUUUGAUGUGUCAGUCUUGGAACAAUGGUUGGGAUGGGAAAUAAACCAAAUUCAUAGAGGAUGAUUAAUUGUGCAACCCAUCUAUUCUCAGGCAAGCACUAGUGACAGCUAAAUCAUGCCCCAUGUUAAUAAUUAUGGUUAAGAUUCAGUAACUUAUUGUAACAAUAUUCUGGACAGCUUCUUGCAAUAAGUAAUCUUGUAAUUUUUUAUCUAAAAGUAAUAAAAUAGGAAAGCAAAAUAUAUUUUUGUUAACA
This is a messenger RNA of Gigantopelta aegis, 1872 nucleotides long. RefSeq names its product zinc finger matrin-type protein 2-like. Gene Ontology annotation, molecular function: nucleic acid binding; zinc ion binding. The transcript is spliced from 6 exons. Gene Ontology annotation, biological process: mRNA splicing, via spliceosome. Gene Ontology annotation, cellular component: U4/U6 x U5 tri-snRNP complex; spliceosomal complex. Lineage: Eukaryota; Metazoa; Mollusca; Gastropoda; Neomphalida; Peltospiridae. The coding region runs from base 1 to 777 and encodes 258 amino acids. The record is from RefSeq and is a predicted model, not a curated record.